Messenger RNA from Paracoccidioides lutzii Pb01, 1035 nucleotides. RefSeq lists its product as hypothetical. The transcript has 3 exons. The coding region runs from base 1 to 1035 and encodes 344 amino acids. The record is from RefSeq and is a predicted model, not a curated record.
AUGACUCCAGCUACGACUCCAGCGAGGCAAGCUCCUCCCUCUAGAGGGAAUGGAUCAGUAUCGCGAACUCCGCGCUUUAUCUUCAGCUCAAAUUUCCCCUCAAGUUCUGCCUCUCAGUUUGCAGCAACUCCUCGUUUCUGUUUCACGGAAAAGGGAAAAAGCCAUGUCUCGGACGUAGAGGCCAAUUUGAGUGAUGUUAUCCCCUCGUCCUCAUCCUCAGCACUCACUGAGUCCUAUGGGCAGACUGGGAACUUGCCCCAGGCUUACCCGGGGGGAGACAUUAUUCAAGACUCCAGCAGCGAUGAAGAGGAGCUUUUAUUCCAGGAUGAUACCCCAUCUCCACCUCUGGAAGGGUAUCCAGUAAACCAGGGUGACGCCGGAGGAGGAUUUGAUAUCGAUGCGGAAUUCGAUGCCAUUUUCCCCCCGACGCCAGAAAUGCGCAAGGCGAAACGUCGGAGGGUGUCUCUACCUCCUCCCAAUAGCGUCUUAGACCUGCAACACCCCUCGUCUGCCCACAGCAAUGGACAGCUCAUAUAUACACCGGGCCACCCGGCCCCUGUCACAUUAAUAACUGCAAAUCCCAUAAACCACCCCAACCCCUAUCCCAUCACAACACCUGCCCGCACGAAUCCCAACACAACUCCAUCUCCCACACAACAACACACGCAGCCACCGCCCCGCAAAAUCCUCCUCUUCGGCGCACCCAUGUCCGCUCCAUCCCGUUCUCGGGGACAUAGACACGCUGCAUAUGAUGCGCAGGGUUAUCCGCAGUCGUCGCUAGCUCCUCUGCCCACUAUUGCGAAGGGAGAUAAAAUAGGGAUUCGAAGGGGUUUGGUGUGGGAGAUGGAGAUUGAGGAGUUUGCGGGGGGUAGAGGGAGGAGACGGAUGAGGCGGGAAGAGGAGGGGGGACGGGGUGAGGGUGAGGGUGAGGGUGAGGGUGGUGGGUUACGUGGGGCGGCUGGGACGGCGGGGAUGGUGGUUGAGAAGUGGAUUGUUGGUGUUGAGUGGGAUGUUUUGGAGUGGAAGGAUGGAUGA